UUAAAUGUUUUUUGUUAAUUGUAUGAGAAAAAAGGGAAUUUAACUGACUAUACAUAACAUUAAUGUCGGAGGAAAAAAUAUUUAUUGAGAAAUUUGGCAAGAAGUACUACUGUCUUCGUCAAAGAAAUACCAUUCCAUGCCAAGUCCCCAAAUAUAAAACAAGCGAUCCUUUGAACGGCAUUAUUAAUUGCACUAGAAAAAAAAGAACAUUAAAAAAAGAUAGAAUUGUGAACCCCAAUCAGUUGGAAUUUGAAGAGAAUGGACUUUACAAAUCUGUAGACAUAUUGGAGAACAUUCUGUCUUUUAAGCUGUCUAACAUUAAAAAAUUCAAACCACCACCUAACAAAAGAGCAUAUUUCGAUACAAGAUUACACGAGUUUAUAAGAAUCAAUGAACUAGCCGUUGGUAUUUUAGACGAAAUACAAUAUUCUACUGAUAUGAUAAAUGAUUUAAAAACGGUACAAAUCAUAUUUAAUCAUAAUCUUUCACAACUCCAAUGCAUUGAGGAUGAACAAAAAUAUAUAUUGGAAAGGAUGAAUAAAAUACAACUGAGUUGUAUGGAUAGAUUUUUAAGAUUCGUAUCAUGUCCUUGUUGUUCGUAAUUAUGAUACAAAUGCUAAAGACAUAACUAUGCAAAGGAUAUAUCAUAGAUUAUAUAUAGUCUAUUCUUAAUAUAAAUUUUAAGUAUAAAAAAAUAAUUUUAAUGAUAACUACCUAUAUUAUUUU
Messenger RNA from Acyrthosiphon pisum (pea aphid), 726 nucleotides. RefSeq lists its product as uncharacterized. The transcript is spliced from 2 exons. Lineage: Eukaryota; Metazoa; Arthropoda; Insecta; Hemiptera; Aphididae. The record is from RefSeq and is a predicted model, not a curated record. Bases 63 to 602 code for a protein of 179 amino acids.